ACAGACGAGCUUGAGUUGCAGAACGCGACCCGUGUUGCGCAUUCCUCUGUCCUCAACCCAAAUUUUUUGCCAAGAUGGCGACCACAGUCAUUAGGGUUCCGUGCUCGUCUGCCAAUAUCGGUCCUGGAUACGACGUGAUUGGGCUUGCGCUUUCAGAAUAUCUCGAGCUUCGAGUCAAGAUCAACGACGAACAAUCGAAGGAAGCACCUCAAAACUGCAGAAUUACGCAAGAAGGCCUUGGUGCAGAGCAAGUCGACCUCGACGCAAGCCGUCACUUCAUCACACGCAUUGCACUCUACGUACUGCGAUGUCACGAUCAACGAUCAUUCCCGGUCCCCACUCACGUCCAUAUCAAUAAUGCUAUUCCGUUCGGACGAGGUCUUGGUUCUUCCGGAGCCGCGAUUGUCGCUGGAGUAGCUUUGGGCAAUGUUGUCGGCAAUCUUGGUCUUGAUAAAGAUCGCCUGCUUGACUUUUGUCUGAUGAUUGAGAAGCAUCCCGACAAUGUUGCUGCGUCCAUGUACGGAGGCUUUGUUGGCAGCUACACGAAGAAGCUGGAUCCGGCGGAUGUGAAGCGAGCAGAAGUCCCAAUGUCGGAAGUCCUGCCGAUGCCUCAAGGUGGCGAGAACACAGGUCUCAAGCCGCCAGUGCCUCCGUACAACAUUGCCAAGCACAUCCAAUUCCCUUGGGCCAAAGAGAUCAAGUGCAUUGCUGUUAUACCGGACUUCGAGGUUGCAACUGCAAAGGCUCGCCAGGCAGUGCCGAGCACAUAUUCGAAAGAGGAUGCCAUCUUCAACCUGCAACGAGUGGCCUUACUGACCACAGCGCUUGGCCAAAGUCCCCCUGAUGCAGAGCUGAUCUACGAUGGUAUGCAGGACCGACUGCACCAGCCUUAUCGCCAAGGUCUCAUUCCUGGUUUGACCGAAAUCCUCCACUCUGUCACACCAGCUUCACAUCCUGGCCUGCUUGGAAUUUGUCUAUCUGGAGCCGGACCCACUAUCCUGGCCUUGGCCACCGAGAACUUCGAUCAUAUUGCACAGCAUUUGCUCGAGCAAUUCAAGAAAGAGAACAUCACGUGCACGUGGAAGCUCCUCGAACCAUCAUUUGAUGGUCUCACGGUAAAACAGGAGUCUACUAGCUUAGAUGGUCAGAAUACUGGCAUGACAUACGCAGAUGCCGGCGUAUCCAUCGAUGCUGGUAACGACUUUGUCCAACUGAUCAAGCCAGCCGUGAAGUCUACAAGUCGACCAGGCACUGAUGCUGUGAUUGGUGGCUUUGGUGGAGUUUUUGAUCUGCAAGCAGGAGGCUUUGGCGAGAAUGCGCCGAUUAUUGUGCAGGCCAUUGACGGGGUUGGAACGAAAUUGAAGAUUGCCUUCGAAAUGGAGCAGUUCCAAGAAGUGGGAAUUGAUCUCGUGGCCAUGAACGUCAAUGAUCUCGUGGUGCAAGGAGCGGAGCCCAUCACAUUCCUGGACUACUACGCUUGCUCGAAACUCAUACCCGAAGACGCAGCGAAUUUCAUCAAGGGCGUAGCAGAAGGCUGCAAGCAAUCUGGCUGUGCCCUCGUUGGUGGCGAGACCGCUGAAAUGCCCGGCAUGUACUCAGGCAAGGAUUUCGAUGCUGGCGGAGCUGCUACUGGAAUCAUCCGACAGGGUCAGAAGAUCCUGCCGGACUUCGAGGGCAUGAGCGAAGGCAAUAUUCUCAUUGGAUUAUCCAGCAAUGGCGUCCACUCCAACGGCUAUUCCUUGGUGCGAAAAAUCCUGGAAAAGAAGGGACUUGGUUUCCAUGAUCAAGCACCUUGGGCACAGAAUAUCACCGUCGGCGCUAGCCUUCUGAAGCCCACCAGAAUCUACGUGAAGCCCCUGCUGGCAGCCGUCCAGAAAGACCUACUAUUGGGUAUGGCACACAUUACAGGCGGUGGUCUCGAGGACAAUAUACCACGAAUGCUACCCAAGCACCUUGCCGCAGAGGUUGACGCAAGUGCGUGGCCAGUGCCAGACGUGCUACAAUGGCUCAAGAAAGCUGGCAAUGUCAGCAGCAGGGAAUUCGCACGCACGUGGAAUACUGGACUGGGUAUGGUCAUUGUUGUGAAGGAGGCAAACGUGGCUGCUGCGAUAGAUACGUUGACCAAUGCAGGCGAGUCGGUGCACAAGAUCGGACGACUUGUAGCACGCACCGACGAGGGAGUCAUUCUUCGAAAUUUCGAUCACUGGGAUCGAUGAACCAUCACUCGGGGGCGGUCUGAUAGUUAGCAGCGGCACAUUAUGUGUCCCUCCUUAGCUACCAUAUGAAGCUCGUCCGCCCAGGAGCUCUCUAGCACUAUACAGAUGAUUCCUCG
This is a messenger RNA of Sphaerulina musiva SO2202, 2332 nucleotides long. RefSeq names its product phosphoribosylformylglycinamidine cyclo-ligase. The transcript has 3 exons. The coding region runs from base 75 to 2216 and encodes 713 amino acids. Gene Ontology annotation, molecular function: phosphoribosylamine-glycine ligase activity; homoserine kinase activity; ATP binding. The record is from RefSeq and is a predicted model, not a curated record. Gene Ontology annotation, cellular component: cytosol. Gene Ontology annotation, biological process: L-threonine metabolic process; adenine biosynthetic process; 'de novo' IMP biosynthetic process. Lineage: Eukaryota; Fungi; Ascomycota; Dothideomycetes; Mycosphaerellales; Mycosphaerellaceae.